Molecule: messenger RNA, 810 nt
Organism: Aspergillus nidulans FGSC A4
Lineage: Eukaryota; Fungi; Ascomycota; Eurotiomycetes; Eurotiales; Aspergillaceae
Product: ATPase-activating ribosome biosynthesis protein
Exons: 2
Coding region: 1-573 (190 amino acids)
Biological process (GO): ribosomal large subunit biogenesis; assembly of large subunit precursor of preribosome
Cellular component (GO): preribosome, large subunit precursor; nucleolus; preribosome
Molecular function (GO): ATPase activator activity; ATPase binding; structural constituent of ribosome
Source: RefSeq, a predicted model, not a curated record
AUGAGAAUUGAAACAUGCCACUUCUGCUCUCGCCCGGUAUAUCCCUCUAAGGGCAUCCAGAUGGUUAGACUGGACGGGAAAGCCUUCCGAUUCUGCCGCUCAAAGUGUCACGCCAACUUCAAACUGAAGAGACAACCGCGCAAGCUGAAAUGGACCAAGGCCGGCCGCGCCGCCAGCGGCAAGGAAAUGAUUGUCGACUCAUCGCUCGUGCUCUCCCAGUUCGCCAAAAAACGAAACGUCCCUGUCAAGUACGACCGAAAUCUUGUCGCGGCGACCGUCCAGGCUAUGGAGCGGGUGGAAGAGAUCAGAGCGCGCCGCGAGCGGGCAUUUACGAAGCGCCGGCUGGCGGGCAAACUUGCGCGGGAACGCAAGCGCGAGGAGGACAGGAAGGUCGUUGCAGAGGGCGAGCAUCUUAUUCGCAAGGAACUUCGCGAGAGAGAAGAGGGGAGGUCGCUUGCCGAGGAAGGUGUCAAGGUCGCGAACAGAGUGCAUGGGGAGGAGAGGCUCCGGCAGAAGAAGAAGACCAGAUUGUUGGUGGAUGGGACUACGCAGGACGAAAUGGAUGUGGACUAGGUUUUCGGAGGGCAUUCGGCAUUAUUCUCUUUUGUUUCGAGGUUUUACGACGGAGUUCGGUUUGUUUCGUACCUGGACCUUUGCCCAAAAGCUAUUCAUGAUGCACAUUAUGCAGAUAUCACAUUUUACUUACUGAAAGCAUAAUCAGAGGAUUCUACCCAGCAUGGUUGGAAAGUUCGAACUAUACAGAGUAGCAAUGCUAUAUCUGUGCCCAAAGCUUUCAGGAACAAUUCCAGC